CUUUAGUAUGAAAGUCACUUUAAAAGACACAGUCCAAACUCACUGCAUUAGCUGCAUGAUUGGUCUUCAUCAUGCCUCUUAAUUCUGGAUGUUUUUGGAAAGGUCUUUUGUUGUUCACCCUUCUGUCCAUCUCUGUGAAUGGACAAAAACAAGGACCCUCUUUCAUGGUGACAUUUCCAGCUGUGAUACAGUCUGGAUCUGAAGCCAAACUGUGUGCAAGUCUCCUGAAGCCCAAUGAAAGUCUCAUAAUGAACAUUUAUGUAGUGAAUAAUUUGGAGAACACAUUACUGCUGCAAGAGAAAAUAGACAAAGAAUUUCACCGCUGCUUUAACUUCAAGGCUCCACUAGUAGUAGAAGACUCAGUCCAGAAAAUAAAGGUGGAAGUUAAGGGGGAGUCUUUCCAGAUGACUGAAGAGAGAAAAGUGAUGUUUAGACACUACAAUCCUCUGACCUUUAUUCAGACUGAUAAACCAAUCUAUAUUCCAGGACAAACAGUGCACUUCAGAGUUGUUACCAUGGACACAAACUUUGCACCCCUUGAUCAGCAGUAUAGUGCAGUGGUGCUUGAGGACAGUCAUGGAAACAGAAUCGGUCAAUGGUCAAAUGUUUCCUCAACACGGUGGAUAUUACAGCGUUCUUAUGACUUAAAUCCAGAAGCUCGUGAAGGCAGCUAUAAACUGACGGCUCUCGUUGGUGAAAGAAUGAUUACACAUUAUUUUAAUGUGAAAAAGUAUGUUUUGCCCAAGUUUGAUGUGACCGUCAAAAAACCCACGGAAGUCAGCAUUGGGGAAGAGGAAAUGACAAUUGAGGUUUGCGGAAAAUACACAUACGGACAGCCUGUACCUGGCACAUCUUGGGUAAAAGUGUGUCGUAAAUAUUUACAUCACGUUGUCAUCAGUGACAGUACCCCACUCUGUUUGGAGGAGAUCACUGAGAUGAAAGAGAAUGGCUGUGCCACCCAUACCAUCAGAACAUUGCACUUUUUCAACACCACAUUGAACGAUAUUAUGCAUAAUAGUUUUACCGUUAAUGUGAAAGUAACAGAAGAAGGAACAGAGACCUCCAUGACAAAAUCUGAAUCUAUAUCUCUCACUUACGAAAUUGGCAAAGUCACAGUUACAGGCCCCAAAACAUUUGAACAUGGAUCAGUUAUUGAAGGACACAUCAAGCUUAUCGAUUUCAAAGGGAUGCCGAUUCCUCACAAAGACGUGUAUCUUUUUGAGGGGGAACGCUGGUCUUCAACUCUUCGGUUAAAUCUCACUACAGACAGUGAUGGACUGGCCGCUUUCUCGCUUAAUACAUCAAGUCUGCCUCAAAGAGAUAUUAGUCUGAUGGGAAAUAUAUGUCCAGAUACGCAUUAUCGUGGCUACACAAACCCUCACUACUCUACAGACAAAACAAUAAUUUUGCUCUUUCAGCCAGCCACUCCACAUACACCCACAUUAAGUGAAUUGACAAUAGAAGGUGCUAAUGAGCCUUUAAAGUGCAAUUCUGAGUUUCCAGUCACCAUUAAAUAUUAUUUUAUUGGUGAAACUACUGAUGACUUCAACACUGACAUUGUCUAUAUGGUUUUGUCCAGAGGAGUGAUAGUUCAUCAUGGAUAUGAGAAGGUUAAAGUGAAGACUUCUAAUGGAGCAGCGAAUGGCUCAGUGUCAUUCAAACUGUCUGUUGAAGCAGAUCUGAGUCCAGCUGUGCAGAUUCUAGCUUACUGUCUUCUGCCCAGUGACAAUGUGGUCGCUGGUAGCAGAUAUUUUGAGACUGAAAAAUGUUUCAAUAACAAGGUGUCUGUGCAGUUUUCUCCUGCUUCAGCAGUUCCUGGUGAAGAAAACACUCUACAGCUGUCAGCUCAGUCUGCUUCACUGUGUGCUCUCAGUGCUAUAGAUCAGAGUGUAAUGAUCUUGGAAUCUGGCAAACGUCUGGAUGCUGAUAAGAUCUUUGAAUUGCUUCCAGUGCGCUCAGCUAUAGAAUUUCCCUACAACAUUGACGACCAGCAGGAGUGUUUGCACGUUAGACCCCGUCGAGCAUCGGCAACAGAAGGUGCCUUUGAAACCUUGAAGAAAGUGGGAUUGAAGAUGGCAACAAAUUUGCCUAUUCAAGUCCCUCGAUGUCUGAAAUACAUGGGCUUGACUUAUCACCAAUACCUUGAAUCAGUGAUGUAUCGUCAUCAUCCAGUUGCCAUGGUUCAGUCAAUGUUCGAUAGAGCGCCACAAAGUGCAAUAGAGACGGUUCGGACGGUUCGGACAAUCUUUCCAGAAACAUGGAUCUGGCAACUAGUUGAAGUUGGGGACUCAGGAUCAACACAAGUUCCUGUGACGGUUCCUGACACCAUCACCACCUGGGAGAUGGAUGUCUUCUGUCUGUCCUCUAAAGGUCUGGGUCUGGCUCCUCCUGCUCAGCUGACAGUUUUCCAGCCCUUCUUCCUGGAGCUCUCACUGCCUUACUCCAUCAUCCGUGGAGAGAUCUUUGAGCUGAAGGCCACCGUCUUUAACUAUCUGUCCAAGUGCAUCAUGGUUAAAGUAACUCCAGCUCCGUCCUCAGACUUCACUCUUAAAGCCUCCUCUGAUGAUCAGUAUUCAUCCUGUCUAUGUGCUAAUGGAAGAAAAACAUUUAAAUGGAUUCUCACUCCUUCUGUGCUUGGAGUGUUGAAUAUUACAGUGAGUGCAGAGGCAGAGCAGUCACAGACUGUGUGUGACAAUGAGAUUGUGAGCGUGCCAGAGAGAGGACGCAUUGACAUAGUUACUCGAAGUCUCCUUGUACAGGCUGAAGGAACUGAAAAGACAGAAACGCACAGCUGGUUACUGUGUCCAAAGGGCAACAGUCUGUCAGAAGAACUUGAUCUGACUCUUCCUAAAGAUGUGAUAGAGGGAUCAGCCAGAUCUUCUGUUUCAGUCAUUGGAGACAUAUUGGGUCGUGCGCUGCAGAAUCUUCAUGGAUUAUUGCGGAUGCCGUACGGUUGUGGUGAACAAAACAUUGCUGUUCUUUCUCCCAAUAUUUACAUUUUACAGUAUCUGGAGAACACAGAGCAGCUCACCUCAAACAUCAGAGAGAAAGCUGCAGGCUUCUUGAAGAGUGGUUAUCAGAGACAACUGAACUAUAGACAUCAUAGUGGUGCAUACAGCACAUUUGGUCAUGGAAAUGAGAAUACAUGGUUGACAGCUUUUGUCCUGAGAUCUUUUGGCAAAGCACAGAAAUACAUCUUCAUUGAUCCACAUGUUAUUCAGAGUGCAAAGGAUUGGUUAAUAAGAGGACGUAGUUCAGACGGCUGUUUUAUUCAACAGGGAAGUUUGUUCAACAACAGAAUGAAGGGUGGAGUAAAUGAUAAUGUGACCAUGACUGCCUACAUCACUGCAUCAUUGCUUGAACUGGAAACUCCAGUGACCGAUCCUGUGCUCACUCAAAGUUUGUCUUGUUUAAGGUCCGUCAUUGGGAAUCUUAAAAACACUUACAGCACUGCGCUGCUUGCCUACACUUUCAGUCUGGCGAAUGACACAGACACCCGACAGCGGCUUUUAAAGGAGCUCGACACUGUUGCCAUUUCAGAUGGAGGUCUCCUUCACUGGACUCAGAUGGGAUCUAGUGAUGAUUCUGGUUCUCUGGCAGUGGAGAUCAGCUCAUAUGUUCUGUUAGCGGUUCUCACAACAGAUUCAGUCACUACAGCUGAUCUGGGAUAUGCUAACAGGAUUGUGAGCUGGCUUGUGAAGCAGCAGAACGCUUAUGGAGGAUUCUCCUCUACACAGGACACAGUUGUGGCUCUUCAGGCUUUGUCUUUGUACGCCACCAAAGUGUUCAGCUCUGAUGGCUCCAGCACAGUGACGGUUCAGUCAGCAGGAGACUCUCACAGCUUUGAUGUGAAUCAAGACAACAAGUUACUGUAUCAGGAGAAGAAACUGAAGAACCUUCCAGGAAAAUACAGCAUUGAAGUGAAUGGAUCAACCUGUGUGUCUGUGCAGAUGGCUCUGUUUUACAACAUUCCCACCCCCAGUGAAGAUAAAUCAUUGACUGUUGAAGCUUUACUUGAGGCUGAUUGCAAAAAAUCAUUCGGACAACAACAUCAAUUGAACUUCACAGUGAAAUAUAAUGGUUCACAGGAAAACACUAACAUGGUCAUUGUGGAUAUUAAACUCUUAUCAGGAUUCACAGCUGAUACAUCUUCGAUUGGCAGAUCGCAGAUGUUUGAAUUAUUUGUGGAGCGGGUGGAUUCUAAAGAUGAUCAUGUCAUUGUGUAUUUGAAGAAGGUUCUCAAAAAUAUUCCCAUGAAUUAUAAGAUACAAUUAAAGCAGAUUCAACCAGUUAAGAACCUCAAGCCAGCGGUCAUUAAAAUCUAUGAUUACUACCAAACAAGUGAUCAGUCAGAGACCGAGUACUCCUUCCCCUGUGAAUAAACUUCAGUACGGCAGCUUAAAUAAAGUUCAAGUGAAUACACAAAUGUUUAAUGUUAUUUUAUGUGUUCAUUUAUUUUGUUCUUUAUUUCAUGCAAAUAAAAAAUAAUUUGCUA
This is a messenger RNA of Triplophysa dalaica, 4495 nucleotides long. RefSeq names its product alpha-2-macroglobulin-like. The transcript has 34 exons. Bases 72 to 4382 code for a protein of 1436 amino acids. Gene Ontology annotation, molecular function: endopeptidase inhibitor activity. Lineage: Eukaryota; Metazoa; Chordata; Actinopteri; Cypriniformes; Nemacheilidae. Gene Ontology annotation, cellular component: extracellular region. The record is from RefSeq and is a predicted model, not a curated record.